UAACUGACACUCAAAAAGUUGACCCUUUUGAUUCUAUGUUGUGAUAAGAAUAACAUGUUCCAUUUCCAUGUGAAAAGUUACAACCUUUACAACAUUUAGCAAACUUUGAGAGAAAGAGAGACUCUUUUAUCAAUACCCUUCUUCUGAAUUUCAUCUGAUUUCAAUCAUUGCAGCAGAGAACAUCCCUCAAGAUUCUGCAUCUUGUUUUGGCAUUGAAUGUGAUUGAGAGGACUCAAUACUUGAAGCUGAUACUAUGGCUGGGAAGCAAAAUGAGUUAGAGAUUAAGUUCCGAUUGAGCGAUGGAUCGGAUAUUGGCCCGAAAAGCUAUUCUGCUGCUACUAGUAUUGCAACGCUCAAAGAAAGCAUUCUUACUCAAUGGCCAAAAGACAAAGAGUAUGGACCAAGAACUGUUAAAGAUGUGAAGUUGAUUUGUGCUGGAAAAAUAUUGGAGAACAAUAAAACAGUAGAGGAAUGUCAAAGUCCAUUGUGCAAUCUUCCUGGUGGAGUUACAACAAUGCUUGUGGUGGUUCAACCACCGAAUUCGGAAAAAGAUAAGAAAAAAGGAGCAAGUGAAGCAAAGCAAAGCAAAUGUGUUUGUGUUAUAUUAUAAGAAUGAUGAAUAAAAGCUGUCAUCUUUUUUCUUGGUUAAAAGUAACAUUAAUAUUCAUUUUUAUAAUAAAGUAUGGCUUUCAAAUGUUUCAAGAUACAUAAGUUCUUUGGUUGUAAGCCUUACUAUUACUAUAGGUAAAAAGUUUUUGAGCUUGUGAAGAUUGUCAACUCAAGUCAGUUUCUUGUUGAUUUUCAGUUUACAGUUAUUGGUGCAUUGUGUUUUAAAUUGCUUAAAUGUUUUUAUGAUGUAUUCUUGUACACCAAUUGAGGUGUUAAUGGCUUGAUUGGUUUAUAAAAUGGUAGUAAUGGUAGAGUAACAUUAGAUAGAAUAAUAAGUAUUAAUAUAAUAUUAUUAAUAUAAUAUUCCUAUUAGGAAUGACAAUUGUGGGGUGGAGAUAAGACAGACCGAGAUAAGGCUAGAUUUUAUAAGGUCUAAUCUAUCUUACGAUAAAUUUUUAAGGUUUUAGUAUGAUAUAUGAUCUAUUAUAAUUUUUUUUGUUUGACCUGACAUUUUUAAAAGUCUGAUUUUAUCUAAAAGCCUAUUUAAAAAUCUAUUUUACGUUAAGAUUUUCAAAUAGUUU
Vicia villosa (hairy vetch) is the source of this 1190-nucleotide messenger RNA. Its product is annotated as membrane-anchored ubiquitin-fold protein 2-like. The coding region runs from base 254 to 610 and encodes 118 amino acids. The transcript is spliced from 4 exons. The record is from RefSeq and is a predicted model, not a curated record. Lineage: Eukaryota; Viridiplantae; Streptophyta; Magnoliopsida; Fabales; Fabaceae.